This is a messenger RNA of Scomber japonicus (chub mackerel), 2305 nucleotides long. RefSeq names its product follistatin-like 1b (gene fstl1b). The transcript is spliced from 11 exons. NCBI's taxonomy places the organism in Eukaryota, Metazoa, Chordata, Actinopteri, Scombriformes, Scombridae. Gene Ontology annotation, biological process: regulation of BMP signaling pathway; cell differentiation; multicellular organism development. Gene Ontology annotation, molecular function: calcium ion binding; protein binding. The record is from RefSeq and is a predicted model, not a curated record. Bases 33 to 962 code for a protein of 309 amino acids.
CCAGACCUUCCGAGCGGAGCAGCUUUAACGAAAUGAUGUUGCGAAGUGUCGCUGUGCUGCUUCUGCUGGCCGCAGCUCUCUGUAACGCUGAGGAGCUUCAGAGCAAGAGCAAAGUAUGUGCCAAUGUGUUCUGUGGGGCUGGCAGAGAGUGUGCUGUCAAUGAGAAGGGAGAGCCCAGCUGUCUGUGUAUAGAGAGCUGUAAGCCCCACAAGAGAUCAGUGUGUGGCAGUAAUGGUAAGACCUACAGGAACCACUGUGAGCUCCACAGAGACGCAUGUCUUACUGGCCUGAAGAUCCAGGUGGCCCAUGAUGGACACUGCACGGAAAAGAAAACAGAGCAGUCAGCUGCCAGCCCAGUGGUAUGCUAUGCCGCAGACCGUAAUGAGUUGAGGGGCCGUGUGAUCCAGUGGCUGCAGACAGAGGUUGUCCCAGAUGGCUGGUUUGUCAAGGGCUCCAACUUCACUGACAACCUGCUCAAAUACUUCAAGUCAUAUGACAACGGUGAUUCCCAGCUGGACUCCUCUGAGCUGCUCAAAUUCAUCCAGCACAAUGAGUCGGUUGUGGAGUUGCAGUCCUAUGCAGACCAGGAGAGCAACAAGCUGCUCAGGAGCCUGUGUGUAGAUGCCCUCAUCGAGCUCUCUGAUGAGAAUGCAGACUGGAAGCUGAGCUUUGAUGAGUUCCUCAACUGCCUGAAGCCUGGCUUCAAUCCACCAGAGAAGAAAUGCGCUUUGGAGGAUGAGACAUACGAGGAUGGCGCAGAGACCCAGGUGGAGUGUAACCGCUGUGUUUGUGCAUGCGGCAACUGGGUCUGCACUGCUAUGACCUGCACUGACAAGACAGUAGAUGAGUCAGUAGAUGCUGGGGCAGAGAUGACAGAGGAGGAGUGGAAUCUCCGUGUGGCUGAGCUCAACAAGCAUCAGGAAACAGUUGAGAAGAUGAAGGCUAGCACAAAGGAGGCCUAAAUAAGGAUGCAAUGAAGGAGAGGAUGCACACUACCACCCUUCCUUCCAUACUUGAUUUACCUUGCGGCCGUGUGUUGUUAUUAAACUGACUUUUGUUACUCUGCUAUGUUAAUUAUUAUACUUUUUUAUGAUGUUAAAGUGUUUGUGUUGAUGUUUGGUAGAUUCAGGGGCUAUCAAAGACUAUUGUAGGAUUCCCUUGUGUUCAGUACUGUCAUGUUUGAUUGUAUUAUUGCGCCCCUACACUAGCCCUGGGGCUAUUUUUACUACAAUCCUUAUAUUUUUACAGUUAUUACAGAAAAAAAAACAAACAGUCAAGUUGUCACUGUUUUUGGAAUAUGAAAGUCACUGUUAGAGAAGAUAGAAAAGUUGAGCACUCGGAGAAUCCUCCUAUUGAAAUGACCCUCAUAGGUUUUGUGGUUAGCAGGUUGGUUGAUCGGCCACAGUAGGCCAAUACUUGACCAAUGCACUUCUUAUUCUUUCUCUCUUGCUUACUUAGGCUUUAGUUUAUCACCAGCCAUAAAUUAGUUUUUAUCUUACUGCUAAAGUAAUUUUGCUGCAGAAAAAAUAAGUUUGCUUCUAUGUACAGUUUGUUUUUGGUUCGAGUUUGAGCUCCUCUUGUUCCCAUGUUAUGCUCAGGUAAGUCUCUCUGGUGCUUUUUGAUGAAACAUUUCUCCAUGUAUGUCUUAUGUUUUUGAGACAAAGAUACAGUGGUUCAGCUUUCAAAUUGUGGAGAUGCACCACAGCACCCAGGUGAGACCUGAUCUGAAUAUAGCAUGGUGAAAACUGAAACCAAAGUCUUGAUGAAAGUUUUUGAAUAAUGUACACAACUCUCCAGGUAAAACAUUAUCCUGGACCCAGCAACAACACUAUACCUGUGCUUUCAAAAUCACUCUUUAACAGAAGGACUAGCCUCACUGUCAGCUAACGUAGUGUAGUUCAAGUGACUGGGUGCAUAUUAAUUGUGCGUGUGAGCGUGUGAUUGUGUGUGUGUGUGUGUGUGUGCUAUCAUGGAUGUGAUGCUGAGAGUAGUUUGGUUUGUUAAAUGUGUUUAUAUGUUAAAAUCAUGUGUCUAAAUUGGGAGGAUUGACAAAAAAAAUCAGUGCCUUAGACCUGCAAACAAUACAGGUUUCUACCUUUGCCUGCACGUAGGGUAUUAUACCACGUGGAUUGCAAGAAUGAGUGCUUUGCUGAAAUUUAGCAGUUAACUAGUGCUUUGUGACUCCAUCCCUUAUUUGUUUGUGUGAAAGUUGCAUUACUAGUUAAAGCUAGAUCUUUAUAUUCCACUAAAAGUGCAGAGACUGUAAGGAAUAUGUAUGUAUGCCAAUAAAUUCCAUACACCACAA